Peromyscus californicus insignis is the source of this 1305-nucleotide messenger RNA. RefSeq names its product abhydrolase domain containing 14A (gene Abhd14a). Gene Ontology annotation, cellular component: cytoplasm. The transcript has 6 exons. The record is from RefSeq and is a predicted model, not a curated record. The coding region runs from base 413 to 1141 and encodes 242 amino acids. Lineage: Eukaryota; Metazoa; Chordata; Mammalia; Rodentia; Cricetidae.
AAUCUUCCUUUGGUAACCAGGCAAAGCCUGCAGCUGCGUACUGCGCAAGCGCGCAGGGGUGGUCCGACUUAGGCCGGCUGGUUACCAAGCCCGAGGCAGUACCAGAUUCGCCGGGCUGUUUGGCUGUUGGCUCCGCCUCGGCCGGGCCCCGCCUCACCGGAUCCCGCCUCGUCACCCCUGUUAGCGCGAUGCUCUGCCCUGUGGGAACCUGAGCUAAAGCUGCGUUGGAGGCGGACAUCCUUGGCUGCUCCAGGUUAGGAAGAAGAGCGUGCUCUUCUCCGCCUGGGUCCCGAUUUUCCAUCAGCACUGGAGGAUCUGCUAGUGCCCACACACUGCCUGACUUCGGAGCUAGAGAGCGAGAUUUCCAGAAGAAUUCCACAGAGUCAGCAGAGGCUGUGUGGCACAGACCUUCAUGAGCCGGUACCAGGCAACCCUGCUGGGGCUCGGCCUGCUGCUCGUGCUUCUCCUGUAUGUGGGCCUGCCUGGCCUGCCUGAGCAGACUUCCCAGCUCUGGAGGGGCCCCAAUGUCACAGUCCUGGCUGGUUUCACCCACGGCAACUCUCAGAUAUUUUACCGUGAGGUGUUGCCUAUCCAGCCAGCACACAGGGUGCAAGUGGUGUUUCUCCAUGGGAAGGCAUUUAAUUCCCACAUAUGGGAACAGCUGGGCACACUGCAGCUACUGUCUAAGAGGGGCUACCGGGCUGUGGCCAUUGACCUUCCAGGUUUUGGGAACUCAGCACCUUCAAAGGAAGCGAGCACAGAGUCAGGACGAGCGAAGCUGCUGAAGCAGGUGCUGCAGGACCUAGAGGUGCAGAAUGCUGUGUUGGUGAGCCCUUCCCUGAGUGGCAGCUAUGCCCUGCCCUUCUUGAUGCGAACCCACCACCAGCUCCGUGGAUUUGUGCCCAUUGCACCCACCUCCACACGGAAUUACACACAGGAACAAUUCUGGGCUGUGAAGACCCCAACUCUUAUCCUGUAUGGGGAACUGGAUCACACCUUGGCACGAGAGUCACUUCAGCAGCUCCACCACCUGCCCAACCACUCUGUGGUGAAGCUACACAACGCAGGCCAUGCCUGCUACCUCCACAAUCCGCAAGCUUUCCACCUCGCCCUUCUUGCAUUCCUUGACCAUUUGCCUUGAAUGGACUCACUUCGCAGAACUGACCUUGAAGGGUCUAGACGCUCUCUCUCCUCUUCCAGGGAGGCAGCCCUGAGUGGGAUUGGGGACAGAGGAUCAAGCCCAGCCAGGACUUUUGAUUUCAUUUCACAGGCACAAUAAAGAAAAGCCCUUUUGUCCCCCCUGGA